CUAACAACAAGCGCUGCACAGUGUGCGAACGAAAAAUCUUACAAAUGUUGUGGUCAUUUGCUUAGUAUAUAAGGUUUUAAUUUGCCCUUACAGUAAUGUUUAACAAAGGUGGUCAAGGAAGGUCGAGAGGAUUUGGUUUCGGGGGGUUUUCUCUGGCAAGCAAAAAAGAAGCAAAUGUUACUCCCAACACUUCUGGAUUACUGAAAGGUCGUGGUCAAAAACAUAAAAGUACCUCAGCCAGACAACAUCAAGGUAGUUCAGGACAGSCCCAACACGACAAACGAUGGCUAAAACCAAUGGAUGAUGAUGAUUUUGACACAUUUGAUGAGAAGCAAUUUGAUGACAGCGAUGAUGAUACUGGUCAUCAAUCUAUGGCUACCAAUGAUGAUGAAGAAGAUGAACUUGAUUUGUUCAUGAAAGGAAUUGAGAAAGAAGUUAAAUUAGAGGAAAGCAAAAGUGAGCAACAAAGGGCAGAAGAAGAGAAAAAAAAAGUGCAGCGCCAGGAUAUUGAAGAAGAAGAUGAUCAAGAAUCAUACUUCAAUUACAUUAAAAAUGCACCUGUCCAGGCAUACCCAGAUGAUGAAGAAAUAGACAUUGAAUAUGACAGUGAUGGGAAUCCUAUUGUCCCAGAGAAGUCAAAGAUUAUUGAACCACUGCCAAGAGUAGAUCACUCUGAGAUUGAUUACCCUUCAUUUGAAAAAAACUUUUAUAAUGAGCAUGAUGAAAUAGCAAAACUUCCUACCCCUGAUGUGAAUGAAUUAAAGAAAAAACUUGGAAUCAAAGUUUCAGGUGCAAUGCCAGCCAAGCCAUGUACAAGCUUUGCUCAUUUUGGUUUUGAUGAUCAGCUUAUGACAGCAAUAAGGAAGUCAGAUUACACACAGCCAACUCCAAUUCAAUGUCAGGCCAUUCCUAUAGCUCUUACUGGUCGUGAUAUCAUUGGUAUUGCUAAAACAGGUUCUGGAAAAACUGCAGCCUAUCUUUGGCCAGCACUAGUUCAUAUAAUGGACCAGCCUGAAUUGCAAGUUGGUGAUGGACCAAUUGCUUUGAUAUGUGCUCCUACUAGAGAGUUGUGCCAACAAAUUUACACUGAAGCCAGAAGAUUUGGUAAAGUCUACAAUAUCCACACAGUGGCUGUGUUUGGUGGUGGCAACAAGUAUGAACAGUCAAAAGCUUUACAAGAAGGAGCUGAAAUAGUUGUUGCUACCCCUGGAAGAUUGAUAGAUCAUGUAAAAUCUAAAGCUACCAACUUGAGAAGAGUUACAUUCCUUGUUUUUGAUGAAGCAGACAGGAUGUUUGAUAUGGGUUUUGAACCACAAGUGAGAUCGAUUGCAAAUAAUGUCAGACCAGACAGACAAACAUUGUUAUUUAGUGCAACAUUUAAGAAGAAAGUUGAGUACCUUUGUCGUGACACUUUGACUGACCCUAUUAGAGUUGUAAUAGGAGAGCUAGGGGAGGCAAAUGAAGAUGUCACUCAAGUUGUGCAGAUUUUCAAUUUAGCACCUGAGAAGUGGACCUGGCUUACACAAAACUUAGUCUCAUUCUCAUCAGAUGGAAGUGUUCUAAUAUUUGUAACCAAAAAAGUAAACAGUGAAGAACUAGCAUCAAAUUUAAAGAAGAAUGACUUUGAAGUUGCGUUGUUACAUGGUGACAUGGAUCAGUUUGAGCGAAAUAAAGUUCUUAGUCAGUUCAGAAAGAAGGAAUUUCCAAUAUUGGUAGCCACGGAUGUCGCAGCACGUGGACUUGAUAUUCCAUCCAUCAAAACAGUUAUUAAUUAUGAUGUAGCUCGUGACAUCACAACACAUACUCACAGAAUAGGGCGUACCGGAAGAGCAGGAAUGAAGGGUGUUGCAUAUACUUUGCUAACAGCGUCAGACCAAAACUUUGCAGGAGAUCUCGUGCGAAAUUUAGAAAUAGCSAACCAAAUUGUUCCUGAACCUCUGAUGGCCUUAGCAAUGAAGAACUCAUGGUUUAAGAAAUCUCGCUUUAAACAUGGCUCAGGAAAGAGGGUGGACAGGGGGAGCAAGCCGCGUGUAAGAGAAAGACCUGGACUCGGUCUUCCUGACAAAUCGGAACAGAGUCAAACAACAAGUAAUAUUUYRUCACCAUCAGGGGGUGUCUGGGGAAAUAACUCCCAAGGUAAUCGUACAUCAACCAUCAAAAAUGCAUUUAAGGCGCAGUUUAUGAAUUCCUUUCGUGCAGCCUCAUCAUCAUCUUCUACGUCAUGGGAUUCCAGUAAAGCAAGUGAACCAAUGAGACCCCCUGAACCAGCAGUACCUCAGAAGAAAGUGAAGAAAUCACGAUGGGAUACUGGGCACUAGAUGAAGUUAUUACAUGUAUAGAAGACAUMUGUGGCACCCUCUCUUGUGAACUGGCCCUUUAGACAGGACGUAUCUACUGUUACAUAUUGGUACAUAGAGCUGGAUAUCAUUAGUGUAGGGAUCAUAUCACUACUAGCAAAAAUGGCUACUUCACUCUUGUAAUUAAGGCUUAGACAGGACAUUUGUUGCAUUUUUAUCGUAAUAAAAAGCAAAAAUAGAAACUG
Messenger RNA from Exaiptasia diaphana, 2542 nucleotides. RefSeq names its product ATP-dependent RNA helicase DDX42. Lineage: Eukaryota; Metazoa; Cnidaria; Anthozoa; Actiniaria; Aiptasiidae. The record is from RefSeq and is a predicted model, not a curated record. Gene Ontology annotation, molecular function: RNA binding; RNA helicase activity; ATP binding. The transcript is spliced from 20 exons. Bases 96 to 2318 code for a protein of 740 amino acids.